Laccaria bicolor S238N-H82 is the source of this 900-nucleotide messenger RNA. RefSeq lists its product as uncharacterized. Lineage: Eukaryota; Fungi; Basidiomycota; Agaricomycetes; Agaricales; Hydnangiaceae. The record is from RefSeq and is a predicted model, not a curated record. Bases 1 to 900 code for a protein of 299 amino acids. The transcript is spliced from 2 exons.
AUGUCACUUUCGCUUAAUUGCCUCAUUCUUGGUGACGACCACAGUCGAACGUUCGUUGUCAAAAUUCCAAAGAACGAAAGUAUCAGCUUUCUCAGAGACCUGAUUAAGGAGAAGAAAGCCCCUCAUCUCAACCAUAUUGCUGCAUCAGAUCUCGACCUUUGGGCGGUCUCGAUUCCCAUCGACCAUCUUCAAACGGAACUGGAGAACAUAAAUCUUGCCGACCAGCAGAAAUUGUCUCCUACUAAAAAAUUAACCUCUCUUGAGGAUGUCACGGACGAUCAUCUCCAUGUAAUUGCAAAGGCACCAGCUAUACCUCUCGAUUCCACACAAUCUGUUUCGCUCAAUUGCUUCGUUGUCAGUGACGACCCCAGUCGAACGUUCGUUGUCAAAAUUUCAAAGAACGAAAGUAUCAGCUUUCUCAGAGACCUGAUUAAGGAGAAGAAAGCCCCUCAUCUAAACCAUAUUGCUGCACCAGAUCUUGACCUUUGGAAGGUCUCCAUUCCCAUUGACAACCUGCCUUGGGAUCUCCAAACUCUCGGGCCAAAUUUGCGAUCACAUAGCCUAGUGUCGGAUGUGUUUGCCUCGGCGCUUGAUACCAAUCAUCUCCAUGUUAUUGCAAAGAUUCAUGGCAAGUCUUAUUACGACUCUCAUAUGAUCUUGCUCAUUAUCCCAUCAAGGCGCGGCCUCCGGCCUCUCGCUCAAAGGGACCACCGCCAUCUUCAUUCGUACCAAUUAUAUCUACCGGCGAGUUAUAUGAGGCUCGGGCGGCGUUCUGCCGCGGCCGAAAGUCAGAUGCUCCUUCAAACGGUGGGAAACCUCAAAUUUUCCUCAAAAACCAAGAGACCGAUGGAUCCAUUCUAUGUAAUCGACCUAAAAUUUGCCCUGAGUCAUUUCCUAUGA